This is a messenger RNA of Brassica napus (rape), 2173 nucleotides long. Its product is annotated as laccase-3. Lineage: Eukaryota; Viridiplantae; Streptophyta; Magnoliopsida; Brassicales; Brassicaceae. The record is from RefSeq and is a predicted model, not a curated record. Bases 226 to 1938 code for a protein of 570 amino acids. Gene Ontology annotation, cellular component: apoplast. The transcript has 5 exons. Gene Ontology annotation, biological process: lignin catabolic process. Gene Ontology annotation, molecular function: copper ion binding; hydroquinone:oxygen oxidoreductase activity.
UACCAAAUUAGUCCAGUGGGUGCACCAAAUCAACUAAACCAUUUGUGUAUAAUCCUGUGUAUAAUAACAGUACCAUAUAGUAUAAUAUAAUAUAAGUUUGUCAAAUUGCUAACGAAUUCACAAAUAGCUCUGUUGCUUCCCGCUUAAUGUGUAUAAAAACCACUCCUCCCCUUCCUCUAAACUCACACAACACAUCCCUACACAGAGCUUCUCAAUACAUCAACAAUGGAGUCUCUCCAGCGACUCUCCUUUGUAUCCUUCAUCGCCCUUCUUGCUUACUUUGCUUUUCUCGCUUCAGCUGAACUUCACGUCCGUGAAUUUGUGAUCGAGCCAAAACCAGUGAAGAGGCUGUGCAGAACUCACCAAAGCAUCACGGUGAAUGGUCAGUUCCCUGGUCCAACGCUCGAGGUCAGGAACGGUGACUCUCUAGCAAUCACCGUCAUCAACAGAGCUCGUUACAACAUUAGCAUUCACUGGCAUGGAAUCAGACAGCUAAGGAAUCCAUGGGCUGAUGGUCCAGAGUACAUAACACAGUGUCCGAUCCGUCCAGGUCAAAGCUACACUUACAGAUUCACAAUCGAAGACCAAGAAGGUACUCUUUGGUGGCAUGCUCAUAGCCGCUGGCUCCGAGCCACCGUCUACGGUGCUCUUAUCAUUUACCCUCGUCUCGGUUCUCCUUAUCCCUUCUCUAUGCCUAAACGUGACAUACCAAUUCUUCUCGGGGAAUGGUGGGAUAGAAACCCAAUGGACGUUUUGAGGCAAGCACAGUUCACUGGAGCAGCAGCUAAUGUCUCUGACGCUUACACAAUCAACGGCCAACCAGGAGAUCUCUACCGAUGUUCGCGAGCUGAAACAGUCCGUUUUCCGAUUUUCCCUGGUGAGACGGUCCAGCUCCGUGUCAUCAACGCUGGACUGAACCAAGAGCUCUUCUUCUCAGUCGCCAACCAUCAGCUCACAGUUGUCGAAACCGAUUCCGCCUACACAAAACCAUUCACCACUAGUGUCAUCAUGAUCGGUCCCGGACAAACCACUAACGUCCUCCUCACCGCGAACCAGCGACCCGGCCGCUACUACAUGGCAGCUCGUGCCUACAACAGCGCAAACGCCCCUUUCGACAACACAACCACAACUGCUAUCUUGGAGUACGUCAAUGCUCCAACUAGACGUGGUCGUGGCCGUGGUCAAAUCGCCCCAGUUUUCCCGGUUCUUCCGGGGUUCAACGACACCGCAACCGCAACCGCUUUCACAAACCGUCUGCGGUACUGGAAGCGAGCUCCAGUACCGCUCCAGGUCGACGAGAACCUCUUUUUCACCGUUGGUUUGGGGCUAACCAACUGCUCCAACCCCAACAGUCCGCGUUGCCAGGGUCCAAACGGGACCCGGUUCGCGGCCAGCAUAAACAACCAGUCCUUCGUGCUACCACGAAGAAACUCCAUCAUGCAAGCUUAUUACCAAGGCAUGCCUGGUAUCUUCACGACGGACUUCCCACCUGUUCCACCAGUCCAGUUCGAUUACACCGGUAACGUUAGCCGCGGGCUAUGGCAGCCCGUGAAAGGAACCAAAGCUUACAAGCUUAAGUACAGAGCUAAUGUUCAGAUUGUUUUACAAGACACGAGUAUUGUCACGACUGAGAAUCAUCCCAUGCAUCUUCACGGGUACCAAUUCUACGUUGUCGGGUCUGGUUUCGGGAAUUUUAACCCGAGAACUGACCCGGCUCGGUUUAACCUAUAUGACCCACCGGAGAGGAACACCGUUGGUACACCUCCAGGUGGUUGGGUUGCAAUCCGGUUCGUCGCUGAUAAUCCAGGAGCAUGGUUUAUGCAUUGUCACAUUGAUUCACAUUUGGGAUGGGGUUUAGCGAUGGUUUUCCUGGUGGAGAACGGAAGAGGACAGUUGCAAUCUGUGCAGGCUCCACCUUUGGAUCUUCCAAGAUGCUAAUAUAGAUCUCUAAGGAUUUGUGGGGGGUUUUGUUUUGUUUUUAUUUUAAUCAAAAAGGUUUGAGGGUCUUUGUUAUGUGUUGUUGUUGAAGAUCAACAACUGCUCUAUUGAAAAGAAGUUCAUCUUAUGGUUUCCAUUGUACUCUUGCUUGUAACUUUCCACGUUAUAUAGAACAUCACCAUUUUCUAUUAUUAAAAAAUAACUAAAAAGUCACAUAAUUAUAGUUCAACAAAAA